Messenger RNA from Tripterygium wilfordii, 4112 nucleotides. RefSeq names its product dentin sialophosphoprotein. The transcript is spliced from 12 exons. The record is from RefSeq and is a predicted model, not a curated record. NCBI's taxonomy places the organism in Eukaryota, Viridiplantae, Streptophyta, Magnoliopsida, Celastrales, Celastraceae. Bases 68 to 3781 code for a protein of 1237 amino acids.
GCUUUGUCCGGUUUUGUUCUCCCUAUCCCUUUCCGGCAGUCUACCUCUGAGAAGCUUGAAAGGAAAAAUGUACGGAGGCUCCUCGAAAGUCGGCCGCGGGGGUGGCCGUGGCGGCGGAGGGGGCAUGGGCGGAGCUAAGCGGACGUCUUUCCCUCCGCCGCCUGCCCAACGCCCUCUCUCCGCUGGACGCCUUUCCCUUGGGGGCUCGUCUUCCAAUCUCCACAGUCGUAAUCCCUCUGCAGGGGGUCCAACCACCUCCGCCCCAGCGGUUGAAGAGACAUUCAGCCUCGUACCAGGUAACAAACCUCCCGCUUUCGCCAUGAUCAUCAGGCUCGUGCCUGACCUAGUGGAUGAGAUCAGGCGUGUCGAGGCGCAGGGAGGUGCUGCCAGAAUAAAGUUCGACGGCGUCAAUAAUCCUAGUGGAAACGUUAUUGAUGUAGGUGGUAAACAGUUUAGGUUUACAUGGUCACGUGAAGUUGGUGAUCUGUGUGAUAUAUACGAAGAGCGUCGAAGUGGUGAAGAUGGGAAUGGUUUGCUCGUUGAAUCUGGAUGUGCAUGGCGCAAGCUCUCUGUACGGCGUGUCUUAGAUGAGUCUACUACAAACCAAUUGAAGAUGAGGUCGGAGGAAGCUGAGCGGAAACAGAAAUCACGCAAAGCCAUAGUGUUAGAUCAUGGGAACCCCUCUAUGAAGAGUCAAAUGAAGCAAUUAGCUGCUGUCGAGGCUAACCCGUGGAGGAUGCCCUUCAAGCAAAAGAAAGAGGCACCUUUCAAGAAGCGGAAAGUAGAACCGUCUCAAGUUUUACUUGCACCAGUACCAGUUGCGGGUCCCUCUAAAUCUAGCUAUAAAUCUGGAUUGGCUUCUACUACUGCAAAGGUUAGGCGCUCAGCUUCACCACUAUCAGUCCCACUUGAUGAGCAAUAUGGUGUUCCAGCCUCUCCAUUUGGAAGUGGAAAUAUUUCAAGGAGUCGUGUGGUUGUUGAAGAUCUAACACCCAUCCCAACAAAGACUAAAGAGAAUGUUGCCAGCUCCGACAAGGAAGACCCUGCCAAGGCCAGUAAUGCAGUCAAGGAGACACCAGAGCGCAAAGGAAACCUUGAUUUGCAGAGUAUGUUGAUUACUCUGCUGACAGAGAAUCCAAAAGGGAUGAGCUUUAAGGCAUUGGAGAAAGCUGUCGGAGAUAAAACUCACAAUGCUGGUAGGAAGAUUGAUCCUAUUAUAAAGAAAAUUGCAACUUUACAAGCUCCGGGAAGAUAUUUUUUGAAACCAGGAAUGGAGUGGGAAAGCUUCAAGAAACCGUCAUCCGAAAGUGGAAGUUCUCCUGAAGACAACCAUCAGCAACCAGUGGCUCCUUUAGACAAUCAUGAUGAAGCUCCUGAUCAGAGAUCUGCUCCAGAGGCAGGCCUUGCGGAGAAAGUCCCUGGUUGUGAUUUAGAGGAACUGACCCAGUCCGACUCUAAACUCCAAGAAGAGUCAAAUGCAUUAGGAAGUAUCGAAAUCGAACGGACUUCACCUGAUAUGCAUGGUGAGAAAAAGGUCUCUUACAGUAGUGAGGAGCAGGCAGGCAGCUCUAGUGAUAGUGGAAGCGAUACUGACAGUGAUAGUGAAAGCAGUGAUAGUGGAAGUGACAGUGGUAGCCACAGUAGGAGCCGAAGUCCAGCCAGAAGUGGGAGUGGGAGUAGCAGUGACAGUGAUGGUGAUGGUGAUUCUUCUUCCAACAGCAAGGAGGGUUCUGAUGAGGUUGUUGACAUAAUGUUGAGUGAUGAUGAGCCCAAGAAUAAGCCACAAAUAACUGAUCCUUGGAAAACCAAUAAUGGCAGGCCUGUGCAAAGUGGAGUGGCUGGGCAUCAAGAUGUUGAUGGUUUGGAUGCCAUUGAUAAUGAAGGUCACACAUCUUACAUGACUUAUAUUGACAGGCAAGGACUAGAUGCAGUUGAGAUAGAUGGCCAUGGAUCUGAUGCAGUUAAUGUUGAGGGUCCUGGAUCUGAUGCUGUUGACAAUGAGCAAGAAUUUGCUGAUGAUGAACAGGAAAGUGUAAUGGGUAAAAGUGCUCGUAUAGUUCCCACCAGAGAGGUUGAAAUAAUUGGGGAAGGAACAAAAUCCUUGUCACCAUAUAACUCUGAGCCCCUAGAACACCAUACACUUAUAGGAAGUUUGUUUGAUGACAAGGAAGAGACUUUGAGGGACAAUCUCAAGCAUGAGCAAUCUGACAGCACUGAGCGGAAAAGUAAACACAAAAGGGGCCCUGAUUUGAAGCACUUUUAUGACAAAGCUGGACAAAGUAAAAGACCGAAGUCUGAAAGCUUCUCUCAGACGCCGGUUUCUGGGGUUAGGGAGGUGCAAGUCUCUGAGAGUCCUCGUAGAUUGCCCCCUAAUAGUGUUAAUGAAGCUCCCUAUCAUUGUCCCACCGCUCAAAUGGGUUUUAGAGCUGACAAGGAACAGAAUAGGAAUUAUGACUUGCAAAAGGGGAACAACCAGGUGUUUCCUGGAAGAUUUAACUCAGACCUUCAUCACUUAGGUCAGAAGUAUCAUGAUCAAAGUGUACCUCUCAAAGCUUCUGAUGCAGCAGCGUUGCCAUGUAAAACUUCUAGACAUAUUCAAAAUGAGGAUGUUUCCGUGAAGGAGAAAAAAAUUCCGAAGAAUCGGAAAGAAGGCAGUGCUGGAGACAGAAAUUCAACUCCUCUUGACUCCAAUUACUGGGAACGUGAUGAAAUGGUUGGAGAGUUCAAGGAGGCUGCACAGGUUUCAAACUCUCAGGAUGGCAGUGGUACAGCUUUUGAAAGAUACCCAGUUUCUAAUGGAAGAGGUAGUAAACUCCAAAGAGAGCCUUCAGAAUUGGAGGCAGGGGAACUUCGCGAGCCAUUACUUGAGGAAGGAGUGGUUAAGAGGCAAUUUGAAAGAAAAGGUUCCUUUAAACAGUCAGAGAGCAGGCCAAGCACUUCAGAUAACAGUAAUUAUAAUUUAAGUAAGGGCAAGCAUGCGGGAAGGAUAACUUUGGAUACAAGAAAGCCAUCUCCUCCCAAUCUAACUGCUGAGCUUAAUAAAGGGUCGGAAUAUCAUAUUGAAGAGCCGUCUAGAUCCCAUGAAAGGAUGGUGAGCACUCAGACACGACACCAUUCAAGAUCUGAUAAUGUAGAACUUGCACCGCAGUUUAGCAUGUUUCCAGAUUCAAGUGCUAAAUCCAGGCAGAAUGAAGCUGGAAAAUUGGGAAAUGGUCUGGAAGGUUAUGGAGAGAGCUAUAAGAAAGUGUCCAUCAGUUCACUGCAACAUGAGUCUAAAGGUGGGAGAGGUCCCAAACCCGCAAAGGAAAGUACGGUCCAAAAAUCUAGUGUGGUUUCAGACUUGAUUGAUUCCCAUAAAGAUACUAUACGAGCUGAGGAUAAUAGAAAUGGACAAAAAAGGAGGGGAACUUCUUUUGAUGAAGACAGUUCUUAUUUGAAGUAUGAAAAGGAUGAGCCAGAGCUCAAGGGACCUGUCAAAGAUUUUGCUCAUUAUAAAGAGUACAUCCAGGAGUACCGUGAUAAAUAUGAUAGUUACUGCUCCUUGAACAGUAUCCUUGAGAGCUACAGGAUUGAGUUUUGUAAAAUGGGAAAGGAUCUGGAAUCGGAAAAAGGCAGAGAUAUUGAGAGAUACCAUAAGAUCUUGGAGCAGUUGAUAGAAUCUUAUCGUGAAUGUGAAUCGAGACAUAAACGCCUGAAAAAGAUAUUUAUUGUGCUUCAUGAAGAACUGAAGAAUCUCAAGCAAAGGAUUAAAGACUAUGCCCUCUCGUACUCAAAAGAUUGAUGACUGAAGUAGCACAACUGCACAAGUAGGCGAAAUUGAAGCCUCUUUCAUCAAAGUCGGAAGUUGUACGUGAGAUACUUCCAGUUCCGGAAAAGCAUGCACUUCUAUAGUGAUGAUACAAUUUUUGGGAAGAUCGGAUGGGAGCUCGUUUAAUUGGUGUGUGUUUUUAAUAAUGGUAAAAAAUGAUGAUGUCCCCUGGUUUAGGACAUUAUGUAACAAUGAUGUCACGUUUAUAUGGGUGGCGGGGACCUGCUGUAUUUUUAUUACAACAGGUCCCGCUGUAAUAUAUUUUUAAGUUAGCAAAAAUUUUUAGUUUUAUUUUUAAAAAUAA